This is a messenger RNA of Entelurus aequoreus (snake pipefish), 1798 nucleotides long. Its product is annotated as epidermal retinol dehydrogenase 2-like. Gene Ontology annotation, molecular function: oxidoreductase activity, acting on the CH-OH group of donors, NAD or NADP as acceptor. NCBI's taxonomy places the organism in Eukaryota, Metazoa, Chordata, Actinopteri, Syngnathiformes, Syngnathidae. The record is from RefSeq and is a predicted model, not a curated record. The transcript has 7 exons. Gene Ontology annotation, cellular component: lipid droplet. Bases 98 to 1012 code for a protein of 304 amino acids.
ACGUGCUCAGCCCGGAUGUGUAUUUACUACAACCGGAGGCUACGGAAAACUAUCAACAUUCUGUCGGGACGACGGUCAUAAGAUCUCCUCUGCUAACAUGUUUGUGGAGACGCUGAAGGUGCUGGUGCUGUCCCUGUGGUACAACGUGGAGUCCUUCAUCCACUGGUUCCUGCCCAGGAGGAGGAAGGACAUAUCGGGCGAGGUGGUUCUGAUCACGGGGGCGGGACAAGGGAUCGGUCGCCUCAUGGCGCAGGAGUUUGCCGCCAGGAGCACGGUGGUGGUCUUGUGGGACAUCAACCAGGACGGCAUGAAGGAGACGGCGCAGUUAGCCAAGCAGAGUGGCGCUGUUAGCGUUCACCACUAUCUCUGCGACUGCAGCGACAAGAGCGAAGUCUAUCGAGUCGCAGACCAGGUGAAGCGGGAGGUGGGCGAUGUUAGCAUCCUGGUGAACAACGCCGGCAUCGUGACGGGAAAGAAGUUCAUGGAUGCUCCUGAUUCGCUGAUCGAGAAGACGAUGGAGGUCAACACCAUGGCACACUUCUGGACCUACAAGGCCUUCCUGCCCGCCAUGAUCGCUAACAACCACGGUCAUCUGGUUAGCAUCGCUAGCGCCGCAGGACUCGUAGGUUGCAACGGAUUGGCAGACUACUGUGCCAGCAAGUUUGCGGCGGUGGGCUUUGCAGAGUCGGUGGGUCUUGAGAUGCUGGCGACCGGCAAAGACGGAGUGAAGACCACCAUCGUGUGUCCCUACUUCAUCAACACUGGCAUGUUUGAUGGCUGCCACACCAAGUGGCCAAGACUUCUCCCCAUGCUGGAUCCAAGUUAUGUUGCCAAGAAGAUCAUGCAGGCGGUCCUGACUGACCAGGUCUUCCUCCUGCUGCCCAAGAGCAUGUACCUCAUCGCUGCUCUCAGGAACAUCCUGCCCAUGAAGCAAGGCAUCCUGCUGGGUCACUACCUGGGGGUCUUCAACGUCAUGGACAACUUCAAGGGGAAGAACAAAAAGCAGGCGUGAUGAUAGAAAGUGGUAAAGGUGUAAAAGGCGAGAGUAUCAAAGGAGAGGAGAGUGGAAGGUAAUAACUCGACUUUCUUCUCGCCCACUUCCUGCAUGACAUUUCAAAGUGGGACUCUCCUGAGUAGUAAUCACUAAUCACCUUCUUCUCAGUGCCUGCAAUCUUUAGUCUUCUUCCUACCUCCAUUUAUUCCCAAUCAUCAUUCCACUCAUCAUACAUGUCUCCUUGUCACCCAUUGUGGAGUUGGAACCCCAAACAUUCGACACUUUUCUGUUAUUAACGUGUAAUUAACCUGUUAUUAUUCAUAAUUAUCGUGUUAUUAUUCAUUUACAAAAACUAUAAUAGACAAAAAUGUGUGCAUCACAAACAAUGGGGACAAGUUUGGAGGGAAUCUGACAAGGUGGGAGCUUGUUAUGAAUAAUAACACGUUAAUUACACGUUAAUGACAUAAAACUGUAAAAUGGUAAUGACAAAAACUUGUUAUUAACGUGUAAUUAUUCAUAAUUAACGUGUUAUUAUCCAUUUAUAAAAACUAUAAUAGACAAAAAUGUUUGCAUCACAAACAAUGGGGACAAGUUUGGAGGGAAUCUGACAAGGUGGGAGCUUGUUAUGAAUAAUAACACGUUAAUUACACGUUAAUGACAUAAAACUGUAAAAUGGUAAUGACAAAAACUUGUUAUUAACGUGUAAUUAUUCAUAAUUAACGUGUUAUUAUCCAUUUAUAAAAACUAUAAUAGACAAAAAUGUUUGCAUCACAAACAAUGGGGACAAGUUUGGAGGGAAUCUGA